Messenger RNA from Neopelma chrysocephalum (saffron-crested tyrant-manakin), 15614 nucleotides. RefSeq names its product solute carrier family 8 member A1 (gene SLC8A1). The coding region runs from base 209 to 3046 and encodes 945 amino acids. Gene Ontology annotation, cellular component: sarcolemma; postsynapse; axon. NCBI's taxonomy places the organism in Eukaryota, Metazoa, Chordata, Aves, Passeriformes, Pipridae. Gene Ontology annotation, molecular function: calcium:sodium antiporter activity. Gene Ontology annotation, biological process: sodium ion transmembrane transport; calcium ion import across plasma membrane; cell communication. The record is from RefSeq and is a predicted model, not a curated record. The transcript has 9 exons.
GGGGAGAAGACACCUUUCACAUCCAAACCCCCUGGCCAGCUGAUGGACAACUGUCAUGCAAUCAGACCUCCCUGGGAUCAUCAGGACUCAGACCAGCUCCCCUCAAAUGGCACAAAAAUCCCGCAGCUGAAGCAGCCUUACUGAGGAUCUCAGCAGGAGGCACAGGGAGACAGGAACACUCACUGGAAGCUGCAGAGAGAGGUUGAGGAUGUUUGGGAUCUGUUCGGAGGAAGUGGCCAUGUCGCGAGUAACUCACCCACCCACCUUCCCAGUGAGCUUUCAGAUCCUGAGCCUUGUGCUGGUGUUGCUCUUCCAUACAGAUGGCAUACAUGCAGAGAGCCCCAGUGAACUGCCAGGGAAUGACACUGAGGAGUGUGCUGGCUCAUACAUCUGCAAAAAGGGUGUGAUUUUACCAAUAUGGGAACCGCAAGACCCCUCAUUUGGUGACAAAAUCGCUCGGGCAACGGUGUAUUUUGUAGCGAUGGUGUACAUGUUCCUGGGAGUGUCUAUCAUAGCUGACCGCUUCAUGUCCUCCAUCGAAGUCAUUACAUCCCAAGAGCGAGAAAUAACCAUCAAGAAGCCCAAUGGUGAAACCAGCAAAACCACUGUGAGGAUCUGGAACGAGACCGUUUCCAAUCUCACACUGAUGGCCUUGGGCUCGUCCGCCCCCGAGAUCCUCCUCUCUGUCAUCGAAGUGUGCGGCCACGGCUUCACAGCGGGGGACCUGGGGCCAAGCACGAUUGUGGGAAGUGCUGCCUUUAACAUGUUUGUCAUCAUUGCGAUAUGUGUGUACGUGGUUCCAGAUGGAGAGAUAAGGAAGAUCAAGCACUUGCGAGUGUUUUUUGUCACGGCGGCCUGGAGCAUCUUUGCCUACACUUGGCUUUACAUUAUUUUAUCUGUGUCUUCACCUGGGAUUGUGGAGGUUUGGGAAGGCUUGCUCACCUUCUUCUUCUUCCCCAUCUGUGUGGUGUUUGCCUGGAUAGCUGACAGGAGGCUUUUGUUUUACAAGUACGUCUACAAGAAAUACCGAGCUGGCAAGCAGAGAGGUAUGAUCAUAGAGCACGAGGGUGACCGGCCCUCCUCCAAAGCUGAUAUCGAGAUGGACGGAAAGGUUGCUAAUUCUCACGUGGAGAACUUUUUGGAUGGGACACUGGUGUUGGAAGUGGAUGAGAAAGACCAGGAUGAUGAGGAAGCCAGAAGGGAAAUGGCUCGGAUCCUGAAGGAGCUGAAACAAAAGCACCCAGACAAGGAAAUUGAACAGCUUAUAGAGUUGGCCAACUACCAGGUCCUGAGCCAGCAACAGAAGAGCAGGGCCUUUUACCGCAUCCAGGCCACUCGGCUCAUGACUGGAGCUGGCAACAUCUUGAAGAGACAUGCUGCAGACCAGGCCCGCAAAGCCGUCAGCAUGCACGAGGUCAACAGUGAGGUGACGGAAAAUGAUCCCAUCAGCAAGCUCUAUUUUGAGCAGGGUACCUACCAGUGUUUGGAGAACUGUGGCACUGUGGCCCUGACCAUCAUUCGCCGGGGAGGCGACUUGACCAACACUGUGUACGUUGACUUCCGGACAGAGGACGGGACGGCUAAUGCCGGCUCCGACUAUGAGUUCACUGAAGGGACAGUGGUCUUCAAGCCUGGAGAGACCCAGAAGGAAAUCCGUGUUGGCAUAAUCGAUGAUGACAUAUUUGAGGAGGAUGAGAACUUCCUGGUACAUCUCAGCAACGUCCGUGUGAGCACUGAGCCCUCGGAUGAGGGCGUUCAUGAGGCCAGUCGUGUCUCAACACUUGCCUGCUUGGGAUCACCAUCUACUGCCACUGUCACCAUUUUUGACGAUGACCACGCAGGUAUCUUCACCUUUGAGGAGCCAGUAACUCACAUCAGUGAAAGUGUAGGAACCAUGGAAGUGAAAGUGUUGCGAACCUCUGGUGCACGAGGAAAUGUUAUUGUGCCCUACAAAACCAUUGAAGGCUCAGCCAAAGGUGGAGGAGAGGACUUCGAAGACACCUGUGGGGAGCUGGAGUUCCAAAACGAUGAGAUAGUCAAAACGAUAUCAAUCAAGGUGAUAGAUGAUGAGGAGUAUGAGAAAAACAAGACCUUCUACCUAGAGAUCGGGGAGCCCCGGCUGGUGGAGAUGAGUGAGAAGAAAGGUGGCUUCACCAUCACAGAGGAGAAUGAGGAAAAGCAGCCACUGACCAGCAAGGAGGAGGAGGAGCGUCGCAUCGCAGAGAUGGGGCGCCCAGUCCUGGGGGAGCACACCAAACUUGAAAUCAUCAUUGAGGAAUCCUACGAGUUCAAGAACACAGUGGACAAGCUCAUUAAGAAGACAAACCUGGCCCUGGUGGUUGGCACAAACAGCUGGAGGGAGCAGUUUAUUGAGGCUAUUACUGUCAGCGCGGGGGAAGAUGACGACGACGAUGAAUGUGGGGAGGAGAAGCUGCCCUCCUGCUUUGACUAUGUGAUGCACUUUCUGACCGUCUUCUGGAAGGUCCUUUUUGCCUUCGUGCCCCCGACAGACUACUGGAAUGGCUGGGCUUGCUUUGUUGUCUCCAUCCUCAUGAUCGGCCUCCUGACAGCUUUCAUUGGAGACCUGGCAUCCCACUUUGGCUGCACCAUCGGUCUGAAGGACUCGGUCACCGCCGUUGUAUUUGUCGCACUGGGGACAUCGGUGCCAGACACAUUUGCCAGCAAAGUAGCAGCAACACAGGACCAGUAUGCAGACGCCUCCAUCGGGAAUGUCACCGGGAGCAAUGCUGUGAACGUUUUCCUGGGAAUUGGGGUAGCCUGGUCCAUCGCAGCCAUCUACCAUGCGGCGCACGGACAAGCCUUCCAAGUCUCACCUGGCACACUGGCCUUCUCCGUCACCCUCUUCACCAUUUUUGCUUUUAUCAGUGUGGGCGUGCUGCUCUACCGGCGGAGACCCGAGAUUGGAGGUGAGCUGGGCGGGCCGCGGACUUCCAAGCUGCUCACAUCCUCACUCUUUAUCCUCCUCUGGCUCUUGUACAUAUUCUUCUCAUCUCUGGAAGCCUACUGCCACAUAAAGGGCUUCUAAAGGGACAAUAAGAGAUAGUAAAUAUAUGUAUAUCUAUAUAUAUCUAUAUAGAGUGAUAUAUAGGUAUAGAUAUAGAUAUAAUGCUGUGUAUAAUGAACAGAGAAAAAGAAUAAAAGAGAUUUGCCAUGUUCACACACCUGCUGAUGGAAAGCGGCUUUGGAGCAUCCUUUGAACUAGGCAGGACCCCAAAGCCAGCAGGACCCCUCCCCAGGCAGUGGCCCAAGCCAGGAGCCAGGCAGCAGGGCCCUUUCUGCGACUCUACCAACAGGAGCAGCUGAUGGCCACCGAGCCCCUUUCCACCGCUGACUCCCACCCGCCAGCCACCUGGGAAGAUGGAUAUGAAGGUGACCGGGGCGCGUCGGUAUGAGGAAGGCCAGGGUAGCUGGUGAGAAACAGAGCAGUGGGCAAGGGAAGGAGAGGAAAGCAAGGGUUCUGAUCUCCAACCGCCAUCCACCUGCCUUCGCCACUCGGGAACAUCCCCUCUGGCCCUGUUGGAGAGAAGCAAGAGACCAAACUGAAGGCAAAGGGGAAACUGGGAGCUUUCUAAGGAUAGAACACAAACCGUUUUCGUCAUUGAUUUGGGGUUGGUUUUUUUGUUUUGUUUUGGCGUGUGUACAACUAGCAUUUCCCACCCACAUGCCCCUCACCUUUCCCUCUCCAUGCUUUGGGGAUGCACAGCCGCAACCCCACGUCCAGUGUCCUAAGCCGAGGCUGCGUGGGGCGGCGGGGGCUUUCCUCCCGCUUCCUUCGCCUCCUCGGGCAUGCUGUCGUGGUACUUGUAACAUUUGCAUGAAUGAAAUGAAAUCUAUCUGUAUAUAGCAACCUAUAGCGAUAGUCCUUCCAACCAUGUGGGUUGAGCAUUGCAGAUACAAGCGUUUUUCUUUUCACUGGGUUUUAUUUAUUUUUAGUUAGUUUGGUUUUACCAUAGGGUUUUUUGCUUGUUUGUUUGUUUGUUUCCUCUUAGCAGGGGGUAAAAGGAUGGAAAGCUGUCCCCACUUAUUGCUUGUUGCAUGGGUCCGUGAGAAGCAAUAACAGCCAUGCAGAUGUAGGUUUUCAGGGGAGGAAAACCCACACCCCAGAGACUGCAGACUCUGUCUACCUGUGUGGCUGGGGUCCUCUGACAUGCUGAAGCCAGUGUGAAGGGUUCCACUAUCCACACAAGGUUUUACACAAGGUCCCAGGGAGCCCGAGUGGGAUGAGCAGUCCAAGGGGGACAAGCGUGGCUGACUCCCAGCAUCUCCCAUGCUUCUGCCUUUAUAGUCGGUGGCUGCCUCAAAACCCCUUGGUCCCCUGCUAUUCCCUGUAUCCCCAGAGGUCUAGUGACAGCCCCUGUUUCUGAGUGUUAAGCCAUCAGGAUCAGUCCCCAAAGCUGGUCCUUUCCCACAGCCAUUUGGAGGCAGAGUAAUUCAACAUAAGGGCUGAAGGGCCAUAAAGAGAUCUCCCACUCUGCUGAGUGCAACCGGGAAGCAUCCCCUAUAGGAAAAGGCCACACUUUGCACUCUCUGAAUCCAAAAUUGCUGGGGAGGAUGAGACAGGGAGGUGUAACUCAGCAUCACCCCCCAUGCUAGUAGUGCAGGUUGGGGUAGAGAGCUGAGCCAGGGAAGUGUGGGUGUAGAGCUCCCCAGGGCACAGCAGAAAGGAGACAUUGUGCACUGGUGUUGAGAGAUGUCUUCUUACCCUAUGCCCUUUGCCAGGCUUCCUCACAUUCCAGCCAGGCAAACUCCCAGCCUGCAUGUCCGUGGUGAGCUCUUCCCAUUCAGCUGAAAACCAUGUCUGAUGCUUGUACCAUAACCAGCUGGCUGGGGGUAUUUGUACUCAUUUUGAACUAUCUGUGGAAAUUUUAAUGAAUCUGCUGUAAGAUUUUCUCUAGGAAUAUGAAAUUGUGGGGUUUUUUUUCUCGAGCCUUUAUUUUUUCACUUUUGGUUGGGUUAGGGGUUUUUCUUUUUGUUUUUCAUUGUUUUGGGGGAAGAAUCAAACACAGGUGCAGGUUGUUCAGGUUUAUGAUUACCUUUAUGUACAAUGAUUUCAUUUUCAUCUGUUUGGCUUCAUUUUUUUAGUUUGUGUGUAUUGCCCACCACUAUAGGCAGUGAGUCCACUAAUUGUGAUGAUCCUUAUCAAUGGUACACAAUGCACAGAGAAAUAAAGUUUGUAAUGAUUCCUGAUGGACCCAGUACUGCUCCUGCAUAUUCUCUAUGGAAAACCCUUCUCUCCCCUCCAAUUGUUUUCCCCUUUGUACCCAUCUCUCCUUUACUCAUUGGUUUGCCUUCACCAUGUUUCUGCCACUGACAGGGGUAGUGGUGCUUUGCACACCCUCUCCUGCCCCAUCUCACACCUUUCCUCCUGCUCCAUCUCCAUGGUGCCUCAGGCUCGGUAUGCUGCCAUACAGCUGGGGCUCACAGCCCGCUCCACCCUCAGGGGGAUGCAGGAAACCACCCAGGGACAAAGCUGCAGUGCAACCCACCCUUCUGGGUUCAGGAGUUGCUCCUGUGCUGGGUCUCUCGUCAGUGCUGGCUUGCCCUAGGCUUGAGGACAGCCGUGCCUGUGCCCCCAGGGUACUUAGCAGCUCUUUCUGGUUGUGUCUUCUAGUUACAUGGAGCUGCUCAUGCUGUUGCUACAGCCUCACAGUGACUUGCUCUAGGUUAAGCCACAAGCUAAUUAUAAGGGAGGGUGCAUUACCAGGGCAGGGUGCAUGGGUGCCAAAGCAGAUCUGAGACACCCCAUGAGGUCACCAAGUACAUCUGGAGGUUGAGCUGCUCUCAACAGCUGCUUUUGACUAUGCCCCUGUCCAGGAGUCAUGGGCCAUUUCAGACCCAGCUCAGCCAGCACUGAGGAGGAGAAAAGCCUCUGCAUGCCCGGGGAUGUUGCUCCUCCCUGUGUUUCAGGCAGCCUCUGUUGAGUUGUCCCCAAAUAAACCCUCCCCAGGUCCUGCUCUGGCAGCUGAACUCCAACACCAGCUCAACCCAGGUCUGGAGAUGGGUCCCAGGCAAGCACUGCCUUCAUCCAGUGGGGCUCUCCUUGAGCCUCCUGGUGGGGUGUGUGUGCUCCCAGGGUCCUGCCCAUGCUCCUGCCUGUCUGCCAAGCAAGGUCAGGAUGGAGCCGCACAGCUGGUCAGGAUGGCACCAACAGCAGUGUCUGACUGUCAAACUCCAGGCUAGAAACGUGCCACCAGGCAAAAAGAGAAAGGGUAGGAUGUGGCUGAUUUUAUUGCAGCAUGUCUAUGUCUGUAGAGGCCCAGAGGCACUAGAAUUCCCACUUGCCAAUGCAAGGGGAUGUGUGGCAGAGCAAGUAACUAACACACCUGGCAGCCAAAGGAUCUAACAUGAUCCCUGUGCUGCUCUCAGACGAAUCUGGCCCUUCCCCACACCCUGUGCUGCUUUUGGCCAACCAUGCUGCCACUUCACUCUCCCUGUGGGUGCUCAGCACCCUCCCGGAUGAGUGUGAGUCAAACUCCUACACUCCCCAGGCCAGCAGUGAGCAUGGCCAGUCACGUUUAUGUGCUUUUCACAGGCAGUGGAUUGUGAAAGCAAAGCAGCUCUUCUGACCCAGUAAUUGCUUCUAUUGAAAGGUGAUGUUGGUAUUUUGCUCUCAUCAUUUGCUUCUUCAGAAUGAAUUGUAGUCACUAAAGUAAUUAUCCAGCCAAAUGGGACUUGCGUAGCCACUCAGGUUAACAGACAGUAAAUAACUGUUUGCUCACAGAGCUUUCCAAAGGAAAUGAUGGAGCAGUGCUUGCUUAGGGCAAGGCUUAAAUCACAGGGUAAACACCAGCCCUGUUUAUGCAAUUACUCCCUGCCAGCUGUGUGCUUUUUGGCAUCCUCAACGAGGUUGUGCACAGCGCGAUGUGUGUGUGCCCAGUGCUCAUGGAGGAGUCAUGGGUGAGCAGCAAGGGGAAGAACCGCUCCACUGAGCCCUAGACACCGGCCAGUGUUCCCAAGGGUGCCAUGCCUGCUCUUCUGCACCAGCCCUCUCUUUAAACUAUACUCUCCGAAGGCAAAAGCAAACUGCCUUCCUCCAGAAGACACCUGCACUGGCUGGCACACUGCUGGGAGGCAGCAGGAGGAAGCACAGUCCCCAGCACAGGCACGUCUUGCUGUUGUGCCUGCCUGCCUGCCCAGUGGGCCACAGCUCAGCUCCCCGGGUCCCCUGUCUCAUGCCAGUGUUCUCCCAUCUCCUCUUCAUUCCUGCCAGCCUCCCCACCCUCCCUCACAAGGGAAGGAUGUGGAGUAUCUCUGAUAAAGGCCUGGGUUCAGAAAUGUUGCCAGAAACAGCAGUUUAAACUCUUGGCCUCCAUCCAUCUACCUGCCCUGUUUGCUCUCACUGCCUUUCAUCACCCCACUAGCCAAAGGCAAACUUUUCCACAGAAAAGGAUGCAGCAUGGUGCAAAGGACAUUCAGAGGCAGACACCCAAAUAACUCCACAGGCCACUGCAAAGCACUUGGGGACAAGCAGAAGGAACACACCAGAGACAGCCCUAAGCAUCUUGGAAAAACCACAUUCCCAGCUCUUCAGGGGUCAGCAGGAGUGGAGGCAAAUCCCAGCCACAAACUGAACACAUGAAAAAAGUGAAAAAAAAAAAGAGCUGCAAAUCAGCAGUGUCACAUGGCUGAGCCCACCCGAACUGCUACCUGUGCCAGGGCAGCACAGGAACCGCUCCCUCCAGAGAUGUGAAUCCCUCAUCUCCAAACAAGGCACCUGUCCAUGUGUCACCCCUUUCCAGGCAGCCUGUGGUGCCUCUGGGAUGAGGGACAAUCACAAGAGUCAUUUGUGCAUCUUCCUCUCCGCUCUCAUCGCUUCCUUAAACGACAAAAGGGAGAGGGGAGGCCUUGAGCCCGCUCUGGUCACGAGUCUGGCUGCAGUCUGUAAACUCAUCACGCUAUUUCUGCUACGGGCAGGGACUGGAGAACCAGAGCCCGUAUGUUAUUGUUACAGCUAUUUUUAAAUGCUUGGGUAAGAGUCAAGUGCAACAGUAUUGGUGGUCAUAUUCAUAACUCAGGAGGAGACUCAGCUACAUUCCUGGAGGGACAGAGCUGGACAUAGCCAGAAGGCAAUGGAGAGAGAGAAAACAGGGAAAUCUUAAUGCUGGAUGGUGUCAUUCCAGGAGAAAGCCUUGAAUUUUUUUCUGUAGGCUUUGGCACUCAAGCCCACUUGGGGAAGCACGUUUGCAGAGCACCAGGGACCUUUCUGGCCUCUCUUAGUGUGCAAUGACCAACUACUAUGAUGCUUAUACACACGAGCUGCACAGCUGUAGAAAAGCCUGUUUAUCUUGUAAAAAAAUUGACUUGCAUAGGAAAGCAUCCAGAGACAUCUGUAUUCUUGCAAAAAGCACCAAGGGACAAUAAAUACAGUGAGAUUCCUCACCUUUUAUGGACUUGAGCCUUUCUGCUUUUGGAACUAGAGGUGCCAAGAGCCUCUCGCCAGACAGCAACACCCCUCACGCAGAGGGAAGGGACACUGCAAGGGAAAGGAAUCUGUCUGGCCAAACAGGAGCUGUUAUCAGCAAAGACAGAAGCUUGCUGCUACUAGAAGGAUUUUCUGCCUGUGGUAUGCCCCUGAGAGCAUCCAAGAAGUCUCCAUAGGCUCUUGCUGUCCGUCUGGAGCAUCUCAAGAACAACCAGCCCUGCCCUCUGAGGCCCAGUGUCCUCAGGCUGGUUUACCGCCCUCUCCUGCAGGCUCUGCACCCUCCCUUGGCUCCUUCCCCCUUCCCAAAGUUGGAUGCCAGGCUGUGGCUCCCCUCACUAGAAGUGUGGAAGAGGGCACUGUGGUGCCUACUGUUCCCAAAGCAGGUGCUGUGGAGCACUGCUGAGCGGUGGAGCUGUGUGCUGCUGGUGGGGUGCCCAGCGUUAGAGGGCACAGGGAGGGGAGAAGUGCUGUGGGGUCCCACACAGAUCUGGAAACCUUGUUUUAGGCACUGCCACAGCAUGUCCCUCUGCCCCAGCUACCAUGGGUAUGGACAUGCAUCUUGAUUUCUGCACAGAUACAGCACAGCCUUUAGCUUUUUUGGCUGCCUGUGGGCACCAACCCCAGACAGUACUUUUAUCUGUUUGAUUCAAAACAGCCCUUGGCCUGUUGAACUGCACUAGAAAAGCUUUCUGCCCCUCCCAGCACACAGCUCCACUCCAGUUCAGGUAGCAAUGGUGACCAUUUGUGAUGCUCCAGGAGCACAUGCCACCUGAUGCUGGGGUCCUCCAGCAUCUGCCUUGAGCCAUCUCCAGGUUCCAAAAUGACUGUCUGUACACAGUGAUAAUCCAGCCUGGCCUUGCUUUGUGCUUGCCUGGCCUUGCUCUGUGCUUGCCUCCCCUGUAGAGUCUCUUCACAUGCCAUCUUCUUCCAGGCUCCCUGCAGAGAAGCAGUCUCUCUGUCCCUCCUGCCCCACAGCUGGGGGCUUCCUGUGUUGAGACAAGUCUCCUUUCUCACUGGAACAAACAACAACACUUGUUAGCUCAGGCUUGCUGUCUGUGUCUCAGGACAAAGAUUAACCACCCCAUGUGGUGGACUUGAGCCCCUACAAACCAAGGAGCAAGGCAAACUUCCAUGCAGCAGAGGCAAAGCUCAGCAUGCUGAGCCCCUCCUGCUCAUCACCCAGGCAGGGUUACAGCCACUACCCACAGGCACAGUUUCUAUUGUGCCACUGUCUUUCAUUCAUGAGUCUGUGGAAGAUUAAACACUUUUUGCUGAAUUUCCACAGUUAUCAAGUCCUACAGAUGCUCCAGCUCCACCUCCCAACCCAACCCUGCCUCUACAUUCCAGAACAAACUAAUUGCUUUGACUGGAGUUACAAGACUUUCCUGCCCCUGCUUAAAAUGGGCACAGCUUAAGUAGAGCAAGUUGCAAUGGCUUGGGAUGUUUAUCCACUCUUAGAGCUCCUAAACCCUUGCAGGAUGUGGAAGACUGACACAGAGCUCUCUCCCUGCACCUCCUGACCUCUUUGUUGAGGUGGGAUUUAUUUCCUCUCCUUUACUUCUGACUCAGAAGAGACUCUUUACAGAUGAUAGCAGAGUGAGACCUCCAUACAGUUCAGCCUUGUUGCUCUGUUUUCUUGACAGAAAUUGCCAUUGCAGUCCAUGGCACUGUCAUCCCCAGAAGUGUGUGCCCUCUACCCCAGCCCACAGGCUCCUCACUUACAGAAAUCUGAGAUUCUGGCAGAUGAGCUUCUUUGCGGAGAUACUUCAAAAUGAGGAGAGUUUCUGAGUCACUGUAAAAUUGCUGUGCUGGCACAGGAUAGAUUGCAUCCUGGUGGUGCAAAUGUGUCUCAGGUUGCUAUCAAGCUUAUUUGGGAACAUUAAUGAAAGCAUUUGCAAACUAGUGGCUUUGUGACUCCCAGGGAUGUAGCGAACUGUGCAACUGGAUUUCCCCUUGCUCCGUGUAAUGCUGAGAUGUUUCCCUUGCCUCUUGCCUUCAGCUAUAGCCCUGUACAUUGCCCUGUCCUGUCCUUGCAAUAAAAGCUGUCAUUAGGUACCCCUUGGUUGAACUCCCCCUGUACAAACGAGAAUGAACAGAUGCCUGUUGUGUCUUCAUUCGUUUGCCCCAUGUUGCUUCCUUCAUCUUCCGAGCUCUUGAGAAAAACAUGCUCAUGCAGGGAGCCUUGCAGGAGACCUGCUUGUCUUGCUCUUAAUCAGGAAGCAUGCACUUCUUUCAGCAGCUCAAGAGAGCAAUAGAUGGCAAUAAUACCUCUUACAUUACAGUCACCAUGUUAGCAAGGAAGAAAAUGUUAUUUAUUUUUUCCCUGACAACAUUUGUCCUACUUCUUUUUUCCAUAAUGCAUUAAGCAUUAGGAGGCACAGCUCUGCACGUAGUCCAGCUCUCAAGACUACCUGUCGAGGACAUUGUUCAGCAACCCAGCACAGUUUUAUUUGUGGAUGAAGGGCAGAAGUUGGUGAAUUCUCCUACAAUCCCUAGCUGGAAGAACACAGACAUGCUAGUAAAACCCACAAAAUGCAAGAGUUUGGUAAAUUGCAGCCCUCUGUAUCCUGGGUCUCUGUGCCAAGGAAACCUGGCAUGAGGUUGUAAAAUCCAAACCAUGAACUUCCUGAAGACCACUCAGCAGUGAUGGGCAUCUUUACACCUACUGCUGUCCCUCAGCUACUUGGAGAGGUCUGUGGUAUACCUGGUGUUCACCAGGUGUGAACAACACCACUAAUAAAGAGAGAAGAGGACACGGAGGAUACCACAUUCUACCUCCCACCCCCAAAACAAGCCCCUGGGAUAUUCCCUGCAAAAAGCAGUCAGACUGCCAGGAGCAAAGCAGUCAUGGGGAAACGUCACACAUCUCAAAGGCGGCAGGUUCCCCACGGUACUCUCUCUCUGCUGCUCCCCACAUCGCUGCCAUGAGGGAAGAGCCACUCACAGCCCAGCACCGUGCAGGCAGAGCCAGAGGAGAGGCAUGAGCUCCCCAUGCUUGAUCAUGGGAGCAUCAGCCCUGGUUUCAGCCAGGGAGGCCUGCAAGGAGUGGCCAUGAUAUUUUGAAGGAGAGCAAAAUGAGAUGGGAAUUAGUAAAAAAAUUACAGUAGUGGUAAUUUAGAUCAAUUACUAAUUUUCUGCAUUAAUGAAGAGGUCCAAUUAUCUCAAUGCUUGAGUGACCACUCCAGUUCUCAAAAGUCAUUUCUGCACACUUGAACAACUGCUCCUCCUUCUAGAGUAAAAAUCAGGCUAUUGUUGUGAGCCUGGAGAGAACAUGGAAACACAUCUUUCCUGGCAGAGAUGUAAUCCAUGUCAGAAGCUUCUUCCACUGUCCCACUCAGGAGUGGAGGGACGCUCAGGCAGGGAGCUGGCAGCUGCCUGCACAGCCUGUCCCAGGGUUGCUGGACGCUCCCCAUGGUUGAGGCACCAAGGAUCCCCUGGAACAGCAGCAUGCAAGAGAGAAAGAGCUCGAAAUGGCUCUGGGCCUAAGAAGUGAGGGGAACAGCUGGUGGCUGGAUGCAUCCCAUGAGGCAAGGCAGGCAGCAGGCGAGUGGCCCUGCAGCACAGGUGACUCCCCCCACAGGCACCACAUGCCAGGGUGGGGACGGCACUGCCAAGGCAAGUUGUCUUCUGGUAUUUUGGAUGUGCUGGAGCACAUCAACGACAUGCUCCAGAUAUAAUGGCUCUAGCUUUCCUGCUCCCCUCUGACAGCCACCCCUGUCCCCCUGCUCAGCAGCCUGAGGGGAGCUCCCCAUCACCCCAGGAGCAGCAGGGGGGAGGCAGGCGGGGAGGAGGCUGCAACCACCCUUCCUGACGCACCCAAAGCACCAGUCAGCCCAGCCACAGUCAUCCUGUGUUACCCAUCAUCCUGUGUGUCCUCCACCUCACAGCCACAGGGCACUCUAGGGCAGACAGACAUCUUGUGCAAACCUUGACAGAGAGAGGGGGGGUGGGGAGGAGGUCUCUGACAGCCCAACUGGCCCCCUGGUCCCCCUGCCAGGGACAGGGCAGGCAGACCCCAGCUGGGCAGAGCCAAAUUUUUUCAAAGCAGGGCUGAAAGGAGAGUUUGCAGAAGAACUGGUUUGCCUGGUGACAGGAACCAGAGCACUGGUCAUAAAUUCAACUCCACCUUCCCUCUGCCACCUCUGCCGUGCUUGGUGCCACGAGCUAACACUGCCCCAGCAAUGCAGAGCCCCUGUGCUGGUGGGUCACAGCUGGGUCAUCCCUGGGCUCAGCAGCUGGAGCCUCCCAAUCUCUCUGUCUCUGUCAUAGUUCCUCACAAAUUCAAUGGCACAAUGCAGCUACACUAUAUGAAAAGCCAUAAUAUUUGUUGGUAUGACUCUUUUAUUACUGUCGAUUUAUAUAUAUAUUUGUUGAUAAAAGAAGUCAUCUUGGGAGACACUUCUAGUCUACUGGGAAAUAAUUGUCCAAUGUUGUAUAUUCUGUACAUGCUGUAUAAACAAAGCAAAACAUUUAAAUCUAAGUGUUUGUUGGACUCGGUGGCAUGUGCUGCAGAGGGAGACUGGGACCAGGCAAGCCCCCUUCUUGGGCCACCAUGGCUCAGGCUUGGGGUUCCUGGCAGAGUCACCAUCCUGCUGGGGUCCUAGAGACAGUCUGGGGCAGGAUCUGGCCACGGUGCAAGGGCGAAGCCUGCAGCUCCCUCGGUGCUUUUUCCCGUGCAAAGGUGAAAGGAGGCAACUCUGCGAGUGGAAGCUGCUGCACUUGAGCUCCCUCCUGGGGCACAGCACAGGACCGGGGAACGGCUUGGUUCCCCCCCAGGAACUCUCAGCACAGCAAGCCCGGUGUCACCCCCUGCUCCCCAGUUCUCCUGCCCAGGGAGGACACCCUUCAGCCACCACCCAGCACGACAUCUCUAAGCCUUAGGGGUCAGAGAGAGACGAUUCCCCAUGGGAAGAUGGCUGGUGAUGGCAGAGACUGGCUCCGAGUAUCCGGCUCCUCCAACUCCUUCCCACGCUAAUCCUGUGCCAGGGCGCCAGCCACCCUCCCUGGUGUGUUUCACAGCAGCCACGAGCUGUGAUCUUCUAACCUGACACACGCUGUUAGAAAACUUGUUUCAUAUUUUCCGUGGUAUCAAUCUACAACUUUUGAAAUUAUUGGACACAGUCGUGGUAGCCUAAAAGUUGUGCUGAGCUCAUAUAUUUUUAUAUUUGUGGUGUUUUCCUAUUAAUAGAGAGUAGUGAACCAGUAACCCUAUAGCUGAAAGUGAUCUAUUCAAAAUAAAUAUAUGACUGCAGAAAAUAUUUGUAAAAAUAAUUUAUUUGAAAUAUUCUGCCAAAGAUAGCUCUCUAAUGAUCUGUAAAAUGUCGUUUCUCUCUUUUUGCUCUGAAUGUCAUUGUGAAAGGACCUUUCUCCCCACAUCUUUUGAAGAUUUUUUUUUUUUGUAUCUUUAAGGGCAAAGAAAUAUGCCAAUGAUUUUUUUACUAGAGCAGUAAAUAGAGUAGUAGGGAGGCACAAGACAACUUUGUAAAGGUGAUAAAAAGGAUCCAUAACAAUCAUGCUGAAAAUCCGGUUUCUCCCAUAGUUACUCUGGCUGACAGAUGGGUUUUGAAGCCCGGGACAGUUGUCCAGCAGGAAGGUCUUGGCUGCUGCUGCUGUGGCUGCUCUGUAGAUUACCUGAAGGAGAGAAAUCUCUCAAGAAUCCAUUUGCAGGCUUGGGGCAUUUGGAUUCCCUCAUAUCCAAACUUCAGCUUCUUCAUUAUUUAUAUCCUUAUUGGCCCUCAACAGGCACAUGGGGAACCCUCACCCAAGGCUUCAGACUGACGAAGUCUGGCCCCUUCCAAAGCCAUUCCCACAACACACCUGGCAUCUGCCAGCAGCCUUGAACCAGUGGCAGAAGUAAUCCUGCUGAUGCCCAGAUCUGUCCCUUUCCUCACACGGGGAUGGGACAAGGGAGACCCAGCCACCACGGGACAUGACACCUUAGCAAGAGGAUCCAUCCCUGCAGGUAUCCAGUUAAAACAGAGGGAUGUACAGCCCUUCACCAGGGAGAAGCUGCCUAGAUUAGUCUUUUCAGAAAUUACUAAUUAUUUUUAUUGUAGAGAAAAAUCUUCUUUCUCUUCUUCAUUUCUUCCUUUUGAAAGAACUUUUCAAUACUAGAAAAAGCCUUCAUUAUCUUAUGUGAUCCCCAGGUCUGUUGCAGUGGAAAUACAUCCUCAGCCACAUUAGGCACCACCAUAUCAAAGAGAUUUUUGGCUCAGAUUUUUUUUGUUUCUGAGCAGAUUUACAGUUUCUUGAAUGUCUUGGUCAUAAAGGUCUGGAGGAAUUAGUCGGUCAUAAAGCAAUGAAAGGUCUGUUCCAGUGAAUGUGUUUCCACAUGCAAUUCAACUUCUGACUCCCCAAAGGUCAGGCACGUGUGUAAGUGCUUUACUGGGCAGGUGCCCAGAAUCAGAGAUGGGAAAAGCAGUUUCCAAGCCAUGGGGUGCGUAUGGGUGUGAUGGGAGCACUGCUGUCCAUCAGGUGUGGGUGGCACACUCUGCAGCAGUGGGAUCCACAUGCCAGUGAAUCUUUGUUCCUCUGUGCAAGGAACUCUCUGAAUCCGGGGUUGUGCAGCUGCUGCAUCACGGGGAAAUGCGAGGCAAGCCAGGGAAGACAAUAGUGAGAAGAAUUGGGUUUCUGAUCACUGUGCAUUUUGUUAAUUAGUGAAUUCAAAUAGUUUUAUUUUUACCAAAAACAGAUAAUCUUUAUUCCAGUAAAGACAACUGUUGACUUGAGAUAUAUAUAUAAAUAUAUAUAUAUAAUUUGAAUGGUUUAUAUCCUGUUGCUCUAACUACAUAAAAUGGAAACAUGUUGCAAGUUGUGUCAUUCCAAUGUACAAAAUAAAUUACUUUUCCCUGCAUGCUGCCUGGGUAUGUUGUGAUUUGAAUUAAGAGUUAUAUUUGAAUUGCCUUAUUCAAGAGGUUGUAUGUUACCUAACUGGGGAAUGACCUGGCACUGUUCAUCACAUUACAUUUGUACUUGAUGCUGUGUUAUGUCAAAUUCAGAUGAGUUGUCUGUCAUCUAUGUAUUUCGUGGGAGACCUUUUAUCUUGUUAAACUGUGAUAUGUAAACCUUCAUUGCCUGAAAUAGUCACAGUUGUAUAAAUCAGUGUCUUCAGCUGUUUUCCUAAUUUUAUCACAAUUCCUAACACAAAAUAUAGAUGUUUGUAAAUUCUCCA